GAGAGAGAGAGACGCUUUCACCGUUUGUCCUUCUCUCGCUCUCUCAGUUUUGUGACCUGCUGACGGGCAGCGCGGGGCGACGGACGGAAGAAACUUGAGUCAAUCGCAGCGAGAUCCGACAUCCAGAGGGUGUUUAACCCUCUGUGGGGAACUAAAUGAGACGCUUCGCAAGAGGAGUGGAGAAAAAAACGGCAGACAGAGGCUCAGCGAGAUAGAGGAAGAUAUCAGGCGGUGUGGAAAAAAAACGGAAGGAGUGACUGACACCUGCCCUCCAGCUCCGUGUGAAGGGCACGGGAUGGGCGAGUGAGAGGAGGUGCAUGAGACGAGGGAGAAAACAAGGGAGAGAAUGAAGAUACCUGGAAAACAAGGCCUGCCUCACAGCAAACCUCACUUAAAUUAGGACAUCUCGCCACAAGACAAGAUGGUUACAAGAAAUCUCCUCCUGUUGGUUUUCCUGUGCCUGUGGGAGGGGCUUGCUGGGGGUUCCUCUGCCAGUAAGAUUGUACGGAGAAGAGGAGUUGGCGGAUUGCACGCAGUGAAGCUGGGGGAGAGCAGAGCUGCCGACCAACGGGAUGCAAGCGUGGAUGCAAAUGCGAUGCCCGUGGUGACUCUUAGAAACCUGAUCAAUCACGAGCAGACGGGUGACACUGGAUCUUUUUCUUAUUCCAAAAUGUUGCAGAAUCACGCUGCUCCAUCUGUUGCCAACAAGGAGAAGCAGGCCCUCAAGCCCAAGCGUGAGGUUGACUCCGUCUAUAAUAAAGAAGUGACUCCUCACACAUUAGCAAAUGACAAGGAGUUAAACCAGGAUGUGAAGAAAGUUAGAAAUAACACCAAGAAUGCUGAGAAAACAGGGAGGUCAGAGAAAGCAUUCACAAUCCACCACAAACCAGAUCUACACUCCAAUAAAACCAGGUUUAAAUCAGGCUCGAGAUCCAGGGUCAGGCCUGAUUUGAGUGUCUAUACCACGGGUGUGCCACGAAAAGGAUUCAGCGUAGAUUCAAACCGAAAGCUGAACCUCACUGCUAGCUAUGGCGUUCUGAAGCUGCUGUCUAAAGAAAACCUAGUCAGGAUCGUCAAUUCCCAAAUGCAGAGCGCUCCCAGCUUGAGCUUUCCGAGCAAGGGCAGCCGGAGCAGGAAGAGAGAUUUGAUUGACGUUAAUCACAGACAGUUAGAGGCUCAGAAAGUGGCAAGACAAGAUAUGGUUGUCACUCAGUCUCACACUGGAUUUGAUAAUCAGACUGCAUUUCCUUAUGUAAGCCCAGUCACCACUCCAGAUCUUAAUCGAGACCCUGGUGCUGACAUUCGUAUUAAUCCGCUAAGUGAAGUCAAGCCAUCUUUAAGUAAAGAGCAGGACAACUUGGGAUUGCAGGAUUCAGAUAAUGGCGAUAGCAAGAGCAAACACCUCCUGCGCAUGCUGUCAACACCUCGCAGCGAGGUCAGUCUUAGCCCGGAGAAAGAACUAAUGAUCAGCCAAACGGAACCGCCUUUCACAUCGACAAAAUAUCACCCACUGUACGUUCCCUCUGAAACAAAUGAUUCCCCUCCUUCUGUGCUGACAAUGCAGCACUCGGGAUUAAGGCUGGGGAACAGAGCGGCAGAUUCCCAUAGAGACCCAUUAACAGAGUCAGUUCACCCUGCUCAAACAGAACUCAGCACAGCCCAGUACCCAGCAGAUGAAGACAGCACGCUUGUCAACAGCAGUCAUGUCCUAAGGCUCCACCCUUACAAGGCAAAAAACACUGGGACACAAGCUGCCGGUCCGAAAAAUGGCCAAGGCCUCGUGUUUGAAGAAGCAGAGUCCGAGGUAAAAGAGGAAGUGCAUGAGCGUAUGGAGGGAAAGGGGUCUCGCUCUCGCAGCAGGAGGAGCUGGAUCUGGAACCAGUUCUUUGUGAUUGAAGAAUACGCCGGGCCUGAACCUGUGCUCAUCGGACGGCUCCACACUGACAUGGACAGGAAUGAUGGACGCACAAAGUACGUCCUGCGAGGCGAGGGGGCGGGCUCGGUCUUUGUGAUAGAUGAGAAGACGGGUAACAUCCACGUCACAAAGCCGCUGGACCGUGAGGAGAAGGACGAGUACCGUCUCGUCGCCACGGCCACGGACAGGCAGACCGACCGUGCCCUGGAGCCGUCGUCACAGUUUAUAAUUCGGGUGCAGGACAUCAAUGACAACCCGCCUUUGUUUGAUGACGGCCCCUACAGCGCCACCGUGCCGGAGAUGGCAAAUAUAGGCACGUCCAUAAUCCAGGUGACAGCGACAGAUGCCGAUGACCCGACUUAUGGGAACAGCGCCAAGCUCGUGUACACACUGGUACAGGGACAACAGUACUUCUCAGUCGAUCCCCAGACAGGUAUUCUGCGUACAGCCGUGCCCGACAUGGACAGGGAGACCCAGGACCAAUUCCUGGUGGUGCUUCAGGCCAAGGACAUGGGGGGUCAUCUGGGCGGACUAUCCGGGACCACCACCGUCACCGUGCACCUCACUGAUGUCAACGAUAAUCCUCCACGGUUCACCCAGAGUAUGUGGUCCUUCUCCGUUUCUGAGCUCGCCAUCCCUGGCGCUGAGAUAGGCCGUAUAUCAGCCACUGAUGCCGACCUCGGCGAGAAUGCCAAGCUGGAGUAUACCAUCCUGGAGGGGGAGACCGGGGACACGUUCAACAUCACCGGAGUGAACCAAGAGGCUGUCAUCAUGCUCAACAAGGCUGUUGACUACGAGAGCCGAAGCUCCUACUCUUUCUCUGUGGAGGUCCUCAACCCCAUAGUGGACCCUCGCUUCCUGCGUCGAGGCCCCUUCAAGGACCGGGCCUCCAUCAGGGUAGCAGUCCUGGAUGCAGACGAGCCGCCGAAGUUCUCCCGGUCGAGAUAUCACAUGGAUGUUUCUGAGAACUGUCCACCAGCCUGCACUGUGGGCCGGGUCAGCGCUGUAGACCCUGAUACUGGACUCACCAAUAAUAUCAGGUUCUCCAUUGAUCCACAGUCAGACCCAGAGGCUCUGUUUCGCAUCACCCCAGACACCGGCCUCAUCACCACGGCCACGGAGCUGGACCGAGAACGCGAGCACUGGCACAACAUCACCGUCAUCGCGACGCAGAGAGACAAUCCCAGCCAGGUGUCCAGAGUUCUGGUCGCAAUAGAGACAUUAGACCUGAAUGACAACGCGCCGGAGCUGGACAGACAAUACACGACAGCCAUGUGUGACUCCUCCUCCAUUGGGCAGGUGGUGCAGGUGUUGCGGGCGAUUGAUAGAGAUGAGGGAGGGAAUGACAGCACCGUGUAUUUCAGCAUCCCUCCGGAGUCCAGCACCGCUCUCAACUUCAGUGUCAGGGACAGUGGUGGCACCACAGCCAGCCUGGUGCUCCUCUCCCAGCUUCAGCCGCUGUCCCGCUCCCAGUCCUCCACCCUGACGCUCUUUGUGCCCCUGGUGCUGAGGGACGGCACGUCGGGUCUCACCAGCACCAGCACGGUCACCGUGUCCGUCUGCCCCUGCCUGAGAGGAGGAUCUCGGGCUGGGGAGAAGGAGAAGAACAAACUGGUCGAGGGCGAGUGGGACUGGGAAAGAGAGGCGGUGUGUCUCCCCCAGCAGUCCACGCUGCCUUCCCCUGGCCUCAGUACUGCCGCCCUGCUGGCGAUCCUGGCUUGUGUUGCUACACUACUGGCGGUGAGCGCCCUGUCAUUGUCACUGCGCCGUCAGAAGCGUGACUCCCUGUCACCGCUGGAGGAGGACGACGUUCGGGAGAACAUCAUAACAUAUGACGACGAGGGCGGGGGAGAGGCCGACACGGCUGCUUUUGACAUUGCGGCGCUGCAGAGUGCGCCGCACACCUCGCGCUCGCAUGGCUAUCGCACUCUAGACAGCAGGAACGUACGUUACACACAUCGUACCCAAGACAAAGCUCGCACCUACAGCUGGGCUCAGAAUCCGGGUGUGGAUCACAACUACACAGGACCAGUAGGACCCCUCUAUGGUCGCCUCUGUUACAGCAGCCACACUUUACCUGUUCUCCGGCGCACGCCAGGCGGCACAUUUGAACCAGGCCUGGCAGAGCUGGGAUACCGCUUUCCUGGUGGCCAGCCAGACCACUCCCUGGUCAUCCAGAACCAGGGGGCCAUGGUGGGGGCGAUGGAGUCUGGGGCAGUUUACAUUACCCCCACGGACGGAAGCCGAAUGGGGAGUUGCGCGGGAAGCCGUGAAGGGACCGCACCCCAGAGUGCAGUGAGCACGUCCGACGGAGGAACGCCAAGGACCAGUGACAGCCGUGACAGAGGGGGAGGGACAAGAACUGCAAGCAACUGCACGGAGGGGAGCAACGAGGAGAAAACGAUCCACAGUCAAGACGGCGACUGGGUGCAGUCGGAGACGUUUCCCAGGGAGCAUAAUCUCGUCAUGACCCGAUCUGGCUCCGUGGUUGGCCAGGGUCACGGGGUGGGAGGCUGGAUGAGCGACUCGGCUACACUCCCCCUGGCAGGACGCAGGGCUUCCCGUGCCGGCUUGUCCCCAAAACGCACAAGCUCUGGCCAUGCUGAGUCUGACUCCAGCGGAGGAGGAGGAGGUGGUGGAGGAGGAGGAAGCGGAGAUGGACAACAGCAACCUUUCAAUGGACGCAACUAUGCCACUGUGCUGCAGGGGGAGAUGUCUGGACAGAGGGACUACCCUGGCACCUUGGGGAGGGGAGGCCUGGAGAUGGGAAGCAACUUUGUGGUGGGAAGGCCAGACAGGGAGGGUGGAGGGAUAUCACUGGCCGGGACUCCACCUGUCUACCAGGAAGCACCUGGCUUUAUAAGGGACUGGCGUGAUCGGAUGGGUCUGGGAGGGUACGUUUUGGGCAGAAGGGAUAUAACCCCACAGCUUUUGCCCUUUCCAGGGCAUCCUCGAGGAGCGUAUAGUGGUGUGAUGGGCUUUGGGGGCGGUUGGGUUCCAGGGAUGGAGGCAGUAAGAGAUGCUCCAGGGCCCGGGGGUCCCUCCUUGGCACUGAGGGUGGGUGAGUUCCUACGACUGCGCCUUGCCCAGGUCACCUUUGACCCCUCACAGCCACCGUAUGACUCGGUGCAGGUGUACGGCCUGGAGGGGACAGGGUCCAGGGCUGGAUCCCUCAGCUCACUGGAGAGCGAGGGGGAGAAGGAUGCAGAAAAGGAGGAUUGGGGAGCGGGGCUGGAUGAGUGGGGUCCCCAGUUCGAGAAUUUAGCCCAGCUCUUCAAAGUAAGAGAAAAAGAGAAGGAAGAGAAAGUUGAAGAGUGUGUCAAGAAGGAGAAUGAAAUGAAAGAGGAGCCUGAGAAGAAAGAGAAAAAAGAUAGAGGAGAGCAGGCUAGAGAGGAAGGGAAAGACUGAGGGGAUGAUAAAAAUGAAACAAAUAGGGCAAAGGGGGUAAGAGAGGAAGGGAGGGAAUAGGAGGAUGAUGAAAAGGCAACCGGCGCUAGAAUAAUGUGAAGAGAAGUUAAAGGGGAGAAAGAUGAAGAGGCAAAGAAAUAAAAAGAGACGGAGAAAAAUGAGCCUAGGGAGGAUCGAGAAUGCGAGGGCAGGGAGGGAGUGAUUGAUGUAAUUUAAAGCAAUAAGUGUUGAAACGUUGAUAUGGUUGAGCACAGAUACUGAGACAAUGCAGAGGCUGCUUGUGCUCGGGGCAGCAACAAUUUGUUAAACGCUUCGGACAAAGAAAAACAACCCAAACAUCCAGGACUCAAUUUAAUUCAACUCUCACGUAUGGAAUGAGAAACAGCCGGAAACAUGGAGGAGACCGUUUCUCGUUGAACGCAUGUACGUGUGUUGGUGUGCAUGUGUGUAAGGAAAAUCUGUGAAGGGAUAUAGACGUGUGAGCAAAAGUGGAUAAAUGCACUUGUAUGCAUGAGUGUAUGUGUGUAAUUUGAAGAUGUUUAACAAAGACAGAGGAAGAGUGGCAGGGACAACUCCUCACGUCCAGAGACUAUUUAACUACUGAGACUUACAAUACCUAUAAGCUGCAACAUACGUUUUUUGGGACAACGUGCAAAGAGUAAACAUUUAACGAGGAAGUUUAGUAACUAGAACAACACACAGUGGAUAAACUAUAUAUAUAUUUGAAUAAAAUGAAUGGAAUAAGAGAGCAGGAUGUAUAGAGAUGGAAACGGAUGGGGCAAGUGAGAGACGAUUGUACAGAAACAGUUACUUUUUAUUCCAUCUGCGGUGGCAGAAAAUUGAAUUAUUCAGCUCACUAUUUCAUUCCAAAUGAAAAUGAUGAAUCAUUUAAAUCCUGCAAAAGAUUCUCCCUCCUCUCAGCCCACGAGGAAAACAGACAUUGUGAGAAAUUGGAAUGAUUUAGGGAUGUGAACCCCCCCACCCCCCUGCGCGCCCCCACCACACCACACUCCUCUCACACAGUUUACUUUCCGUAUCUAUACAAAGACUCACAUACAAACACAGACACAUUUAUAAAUAUAAGGCUUUGAUUGUACGACAGUAAAUUAUAAAAGCAUCCACAUAUAUGGAGUAAUGAGGACUCCAUUAUUCUUUAUGGAAGGAGUAGACCCCCACCCCACCCCACCCCACCC
Messenger RNA from Hippoglossus stenolepis (Pacific halibut), 6516 nucleotides. RefSeq lists its product as uncharacterized. Gene Ontology annotation, cellular component: adherens junction; catenin complex; plasma membrane. The record is from RefSeq and is a predicted model, not a curated record. Gene Ontology annotation, biological process: homophilic cell-cell adhesion; cell morphogenesis; adherens junction organization. NCBI's taxonomy places the organism in Eukaryota, Metazoa, Chordata, Actinopteri, Pleuronectiformes, Pleuronectidae. The transcript has 14 exons. The coding region runs from base 422 to 5323 and encodes 1633 amino acids. Gene Ontology annotation, molecular function: calcium ion binding; cadherin binding.